AUGUCACGUCCCUUAACUCAGUCAGACCUGAUCUUUCCCACACAAUCUCUCUCUUUGUCCUCGACGCUAAGUUCUCUAAAGCGCUCUGCGCUGUCCAUCCAUAACCGUCUGUCGUCAAUACAGUUCGAUGCCAACUUCGUUGCAAAAGUAUCUGUAGCUUUUGGUCUGCCGCUCGUUGCGAAUGAGCGUUGCGGAAGCUGGUAUAUAUCUCCGGAUAAGAAAGCCGAGAGCGUAUACUUCAAGAGCACAGACGGGCACACGAAUGAAUGGAAGUUCAGUGUCAGGAGAUUGAACUUGCAGUUGCUCGACCUCAUUGGCAAAGCUGGAGGAUGCGUCAUCGUGGACUCUACGAGGAGAGGUAAGAGCAUGCCGGAUGCGCUUUCCAAAACGAUUCCCAUAUGGUGCUGCGUGAUGAACCACUCGCUUUUCUCUGAACUCGGAGAGCACGAGCUUCAUACGGCUCCGCAAGCUGUGUCGGAGUCAGAACAUGCGCAAAUAGAGAAGAUGAUGGAUGGCUUUGUCCGCGAGUUUCUGGAAAUUUGCAGACCAGAUGUUGAGCUCUUGCGCAACAAAAUCCAGAAACCUCUACGGCCAAUCUGGAUAACGCAAAAUUCGAGCAUUCCAGAAACACCACCUUCAUUUCCCGACUUCUACCCAGUAGUGUUGUGUACAGCAUCACGACGGGUAACUGGCGCUGAAGGUUCUGAAGGCGGGUACAUCCAGGGUGCAGCGGAUGAUCACGAGGCUUGGUCUCAGGGCCUGACAUCGACACUUUUCUGGAGCCACAAACACGAAUUGCUCAAUACGAACGAAGAGGAUCUUCCGGACCUCAUCAAGAGACUUGUUGAAGAAGAGACAACCUCUGAUGCGGUACCGAUACUCGUCAAGCCAACGUCAAAUCUCUACGUCUCUACCAUACAGAAUCUGAAAACCUCGACUUACGACGUGGUGAUUAGCUGCGGGGCUAAAUCACUUCCUGAAUCUCACUCGAAGUCGAACACACGAUACCUACAUCUCCAAUGUCAAGCAGGCAAACUCGGUUCGCGGGACUUGCGAAAUCAGCUUAAACAGUUGUUCAUCCUAGAGACUUGGCUGCCAUCAGGCCCGACCGACAAGAAGAUACUCAUCUGCGAUCACUCAGGCAAGGAUUUGGCCGUUGGCACGGCUCUCGCAAUCCUCUGCAUGUAUGCGGAUGCGAAUGGCGUUCUCGCGUGCCGGCCUCAUGAAGGGGCCAAAAUCGACAAGAAGAUCAUUAAGCAGCGACUCUCAUGGCUCACUACUACGCAUCCGACGCUGAAUCCGCCGAGAGCGACGCUGCAAUCCGUCAAUGCGUUUCUUAUGCCUAAUCCGUCAGCUAUUACCUCUAAUCGAAACCUACCUGAGGACUCCAACGCAGACGCACAUUCAUUUCCAGUCCCUCACCCACCAUCCACCACACUUCCACAGUUAUCAACCCUACUACCUACUGCCUCGACCAUUUUCACCGCCCUGCAAAGCCACGGCACCUGGACUUUCACCCGAACCCUAACCUCAAACCUCCCAACCCACCCUUCUGGCACCGUCACCGGCACCGCGACCUUCACACCCCUGCCCAGCUCGCGCCCCUCGCUUCUCUACACCGAGGAGGGCGAAUUCAUUACCGAUACAGGUCUACGCUUCACCGCACGGAGGAAGUACGUUUACAUCCUGCGAGGCGAAUUAAACGAAGAGGCAAAGAGAAUGUUUAAAGGGGAGUACGUGGCUGUGCAUUUCCACGAGGCGGAGGAAGUAGAUGGGGUGGGUGGGCUGUUUGUCACGAUGGGAAACAUGGAAAGGAAAGAGGGAGGGGUGGUAAGUGUGCCGAAUAGGGAGCAGCAUCUGUGCGCGGAGGAUCUGUAUACCGCGCGGUGGGAGUUUCCUGUUUUUAGUGACGAGAAGAAGAUGAAGUGGUGGAGUGUGAGGUACGAUGUCAAGGGACCGAGGAAAGAGUAUGUGAGCGAGACGGUGUAUACGUGA
Didymosphaeria variabile is the source of this 1995-nucleotide messenger RNA. RefSeq names its product tRNA A64-2'-O-ribosylphosphate transferase (gene RIT1). Gene Ontology annotation, molecular function: tRNA adenosine(64)-2'-O-ribosylphosphate transferase activity. Gene Ontology annotation, biological process: charged-tRNA amino acid modification. Bases 1 to 1995 code for a protein of 664 amino acids. Gene Ontology annotation, cellular component: cytoplasm. The transcript has a single exon. NCBI's taxonomy places the organism in Eukaryota, Fungi, Ascomycota, Dothideomycetes, Pleosporales, Didymosphaeriaceae. The record is from RefSeq and is a predicted model, not a curated record.